AGCCGUAAGAUGGGUUCGGCGACGCCGGCGCCGGCGCCGGCGAGGCGGGAGCACCACGCCGUGAUGAUCCCGUACCCGGUGCAGGGGCACGUCACGCCGAUGAUGAAGCUGGCCAAGCUGCUCCACGCGCGCGGCUUCCACGUCACCUUCGUCAACACCGAGUUCAACCGCCGCCGCCUGCUGGCGUCGCGGGGCGCCGCCGCGGUGGACGGCGUGCCCGCGUUCGACUUCGCCACCGUCCCCGACGGGCUGCCCCCGUCCGACGCCGACGCGACGCAGGACAUCGCCGCGCUCUGCCGCUCCACCAUGACCACCUGGCUGCCCCGCGUCGCCGCGCUGCUCGCCCGGCUCAACGACCCUGCCUCCGGCGUGCCGCCGGUCACGUGCGUCCUGGCGGACGCCGUCAUGUCGUUCGCCUACGACGCCGCGAGGGAGGUCGGCGUGCCGUGCGCGGCGGUGUGCAUGGCGGGCGCCUGCGGCCUCGUCGGGUUCAGCCACUACCGGCAGCUGGUGGACCGGGGCCUCGUGCCGCUCAGGGACGCGGCGCAGCUCACCGACGGGUACCUCGACACGGUGGUCGACGGCGCGCGCGGCAUGUGCGACAGCGUCCGGCUCCGCGACUUCCCAAGCUUCAUCCGCACCACGGACCGCGACGACGUCCUGCUCAACUUCCUCAUGCACGAGGUCGAGCGGCUCGCCCUCCCCGACGCCGUUGUCCUCAACACCUUCGACGACCUCGAGCGGCCGGCGCUCGACGCCAUUCGCGCCGCCAUCCUCCCGCCGGUCUACACCGUCGGGCCACUCCACCUCCACGUCCGCCGCGCCGUCCCCGAAGGCUCCCCGCUCGACGUGGCCAUCGGCUCCAACCUGUGGAAGGAGCAGGACGGCCUCCUCGAGUGGCUCGACGGCCGGCCGCCGCGCUCCGUCGUGUACGUCAACUACGGCAGCAUCACCGUGAUGACGAACGAGCAGCUGCUGGAGUUCGCGUGGGGCCUAGCCAACAGCGGCUACCCGUUCCUCUGGAACGUGCGGCCCGACCUCGUCAAGGGCGACGCGGCCGUGCUCCCGCCGGAGUUCCUCGCCGCCGUGGAGGGCCGCGGCCUGCUGACGACGUGGUGCCCGCAGGAGAAGGUGAUCGAGCACCCCGCCGUCGGGGUGUUCCUCACGCACUCCGGCUGGAACUCGACGCUGGAGAGUAUAAGCGGCGGCGUGCCGAUGCUGAGCUGGCCGUUCUUCGCCGACCAGCAGACCAACUGCCGGUACAAGCGCACGGAGUGGGGCGUCGGGAUGGAGAUCGGCGGCGAGGUGCGGCGCGGCGAGUUGGCGGCGACGAUACGGGAGGCGACGGAGGGGGAGAAGGGGCGGGAGAUGCGGCGGCGCGCGGCGGAGUGGAAGGAGAUGGCCGCGCGGGCGACGCUGCCAGGUGGGCCCGCGGAGACCAACCUGACGCGGCUCAUCGACGAGGUGCUGCUUAAGCGUCGGAAUAACAAGGGUUAAUUAAAGCCUCGACGCUCGUGACAGUGGAAUUUGAUAAAGAUGUUACU
Messenger RNA from Oryza brachyantha (malo sina), 1544 nucleotides. RefSeq names its product 7-deoxyloganetin glucosyltransferase-like. Gene Ontology annotation, molecular function: UDP-glycosyltransferase activity. NCBI's taxonomy places the organism in Eukaryota, Viridiplantae, Streptophyta, Magnoliopsida, Poales, Poaceae. The record is from RefSeq and is a predicted model, not a curated record. Bases 10 to 1497 code for a protein of 495 amino acids. The transcript has a single exon.